This is a messenger RNA of Lathyrus sativus (Indian pea), 771 nucleotides long. NCBI's taxonomy places the organism in Eukaryota, Viridiplantae, Streptophyta, Magnoliopsida, Fabales, Fabaceae. The record is from the annotation of a GenBank genome assembly.
AUGAACUAUGCAUGUUAUCAUAUGGGGUCUGGUAGUAGAACUGAUAGAAAAACUUUGGAGUUUGGUAAGACGCAUGUAGUGAGGCCUAAAGGAAAACAUCAAGCUACUAUAGUUUGGCUGCAUGGUCUUGGUGACAAUGGUUUGAGCUCAUAUCAGCUCCUGGAAUCACUUCCACUUCCAAAUGUAAAAUGGAUUUGUCCAACUGCUCCUACUCGUUCUGUGGCUAUACUUGGAGCAUUUUCAUGCACUGCAUGGUUUGAUAUGGGAGAACUUUCAGAAGAUGGUCCAGUUGAUUGGGAGGGUUUGGAUGCCUCAGCAGCACAUAUUGCUAAUUUGGUGUCUGCUGAGCCACCUGAUGUGAAAAUUGGGAUUGGAGGGCUCAGUAUGGGUGCUGCAACAGCUUUAUACUCUGCAACAUGUUUUGCCAUGGGAAAGUAUGGAAAUGGAACUCCUUACCCUAUCAACUUAAGAGCAGUUGUUGGACUAAGUGGCUGGCUUCCGGGAUCAAGGAGCUUGAGGAGCAAGAUAGAGGUGUCACAUGACGCGAAAAGGAGAGCUGCUUCAUUACCAAUUUUCAUGUGCCAUGGAAUUAGUGAUGAUGUAGUUCUCUACAAAUAUGGAGAGAAAUCAGCUCAAUCCUUGAGUUCGGCAGGGUUUCAAUAUAUAUCCUUCAAAUCCUAUGAUGGGGUUGGUCAUUAUACAGUUCCUAGAGAGAUGGCUGAUGUUACCAAUUGGCUUGGCUCAAGGUUAGGGCUUGAGGGACCCUUAUAA